Molecule: messenger RNA, 390 nt
Organism: Rodentolepis nana
Lineage: Eukaryota; Metazoa; Platyhelminthes; Cestoda; Cyclophyllidea; Hymenolepididae
Source: the annotation of a GenBank genome assembly
AUGAGACCUAUUCCAGGAACUUUCCGGUUUGGAUGGGUGGUGUUUUGGGACACAGUUCUCUUCUCCCUUUACUACACCGCUUAUCGAGCUGAUUAUGAUGUUUUCGAGGAAUCUGAUGAAACGUCAAGUCAAGAUUCAACGGAAGAUAACGUAGCCUUCAUUCUGGAUCUUCUCAAACUUCUGAUCUCUGGAACAUCUUUGGAAAACUUCUUGACUUCGAAAGAGAGUGCUUCCAGACUUAAGCAGAGUCUUCGACUUGUUACAAAGGCGCUGGACAUUGGUGAUGCACUUGAGGAAGUCCAGAAUGGCUCCGCCGAUGGAAAAUCUCAACGUUCGCAGAAUCGCUUCAUCCAUCGACCCCACUUUCAUCGAGUACAGAAACAGUCGUGA